CGAGAGGGUGAGGGAGAAGCUGCCGUCGAACGGGAGGAGUUUAUGAGGGAAAGCUGGUUAUUUUUUUGUUUAUACGUCCUGCCACUUCCAAAAAGAGAUGUAUGACAGAUCAGGUAAUGCAUGUAGCAUGUAAAAAGAGCCAGAAAGUUAAAUAGAUAAUGUUUAUAAAGGUAUAAGAAUAGGGAGUAUAUAAGAAUUCACCUGUAGUUUAGCAUCAUAGCAGUUUUAUUUAGAGAAGCAGCAGAAUGCGAAUGCCAGUGGCUUCUGACAUCUGCUACAUAGAUGUUGACACCGACUGUGACGCUUCUGCCGUAGAGUCGUGCAGCAAUAUAUCUGCCGGGAAAAGUAACGAGAGAUGUCAAAAACUGCGUAAGUGUGGUAAGAUCGUGAUCAGAACGGAUGGAAUGUGUGGAAAAAAGAAGAAUGUACCGUCCGAAUUGAACGACGUUCAAGCAAAUAGUCUAGAUAUGAACCACCUUCGCUUUCUACUAGAAUGUUUCGUGUUAUCUUUCGGACCCGAAGGACCACAGUUGGGGCGUAACCAUCCCGAUUCCGAUCCAGAACGUUACGCUACAAAUCUGACGGACGAAUCCUCAUCGAAUACUUACGAUAGGAUCUCGGACGGAGGUCAAAGUCCAAUUAGAUCCAUAUUCAAAUCGAGCCCUUCUUCCAUUCAGAAUAAUAGAAACAACUACAGAUACUCUUCCUGGAACAUUCAUGUACGUUCGGAGCUACUAGAUGACUACGAAAUUCCAUUUCCAGAUGAAUUAUUACUCAGAGAGCUAUCGGAGAUGCGUACUCUACUAGAGAGACUGCUAGAAAAUCGUGAAAUGGGAGAAUGGCAUAACGAAAACGAAUUGUUAGAUAUAUUAGGUCUUCUGCCCAAUACUAAUUGGUCGAAUAAAGAGUCUAGUCCGCAUUAUCCCGUAGGAGAAUGGAAUUUUAAAGAGUGUGGUAUAUGCUUGGAAAUGAAAUGGUUGUAUUGUCGCCAUUGCUGUCAAUAUCCCGCUUGUAACAGUUGUUUACAACAAUAUUAUACCAGCAAAGUGGAACAGGGUAUUAUUCAGAUCGAAUGCUGUAAUCCCACCUGCCAUAGUUACGUUCAUCGGGACGAAAUAUCAGCAAGAUUGCAUAAUGGAACCAAAGAAACUUUCUAUAAACUAUUGGCAUCUGCUAAUAUUAACAAGUUCACGAAAACGUGCCCCAGAUGCAGUCAUGUGACCAGAGCCAACGUGCGUGAUACAAAAAACAGGAAACAACUUCCAGCUACAAGAAUCCAAUGUCGUGCCUGUCAGCUGGAGUGGUGCUUCGAAUGCCAUGCCCCUUGGCAUGCAGAAAUGACUUGCAAGCAAUUCCAAAAAGGCGAUCGCCUUCUUAAAUGCUGGGCUAAAGAAAUGAAUCAAGGUCAAUUAAACGCCCAAAGAUGUCCUAAAUGCAAGAUAUACAUUCAGAGAACCAGUGGAUGUGAUCACAUGCAUUGCACAAGAUGUAAAACUGAUUUUUGCUAUCGCUGUGGAGACAAAUUUCGAAGACUGAAAUUCUUUGGAGAUCACUACAGCAAACUAAGUAUUUUUGGCUGCAAGUAUCGUUAUAAAUCAGAUAAACCCAUUCAAAGAAAAGUAAUAAGAGGUACUAUAUUUGGUAGCAAAAUUAUGGUUGCUCCAAUGCUAGGUACAUUGGCUCUUUGUGCUGGUGCUGUUGCAGUUGGCCUUGGGAUUUUUAUUCUGCCAUUAUAUGGAGGCUUGAGAUUAUAUCGUCGUUAUGAAAAUCACAAACAAGCCAAGAAUGCUAGACGUCUGCCUCUUGUCUUUAGAAGUGGCUGUAAAUGUGACCUAUAGUGAAUAACUUAAAUCAUAAAUCUUCCAUUACAAAACCCUUUUUUUCUUUUAAUUAGAAUAAAUUAAAGGAAUUUUUUU
Messenger RNA from Centruroides sculpturatus (bark scorpion), 1916 nucleotides. RefSeq lists its product as uncharacterized. The transcript has 4 exons. The coding region runs from base 246 to 1838 and encodes 530 amino acids. Gene Ontology annotation, cellular component: ubiquitin ligase complex; cytoplasm. Gene Ontology annotation, molecular function: ubiquitin conjugating enzyme binding; ubiquitin protein ligase activity; zinc ion binding. The record is from RefSeq and is a predicted model, not a curated record. Lineage: Eukaryota; Metazoa; Arthropoda; Arachnida; Scorpiones; Buthidae. Gene Ontology annotation, biological process: positive regulation of proteasomal ubiquitin-dependent protein catabolic process; ubiquitin-dependent protein catabolic process; protein polyubiquitination.